Molecule: messenger RNA, 1428 nt
Organism: Nothobranchius furzeri (turquoise killifish)
Lineage: Eukaryota; Metazoa; Chordata; Actinopteri; Cyprinodontiformes; Nothobranchiidae
Gene: ciao1
Product: cytosolic iron-sulfur assembly component 1
Biological process (GO): iron-sulfur cluster assembly
Cellular component (GO): cytosolic [4Fe-4S] assembly targeting complex
Molecular function (GO): protein binding
Source: RefSeq, a predicted model, not a curated record
CACAGUGUGCACUUCCGAUAAGCAAAGAUGGCGGCACGUCAGUUGUGGAUGUUUCUAUGAACUUCUUUAAUUUGCUCUUUAUUGCAAGUUAAUUCCUUAUCUUCUCAAAAUAUGUUAAUAGUGAUAGUGGCUCUGCUGCUUUGAUGGGUUUUGUUUGAGUUUCUUAUCGGAUUUUUCUGGGAAGGAAAAGACAAAAGUGACGAGACCUGUUAACUAAAUAUUUAAUAGUCAUUAAGUCAGUAUGAAGGAGACUCUCACGCUGCUUCACAGGCUCAGCGCACACCCGGACUCUCGGUGUUGGUUUGUCGCUUGGAGCCCAAACGGGACUCUGCUGGCUUCGUGUGGCGGGGACAAGGCCAUCCGGAUCUGGGGACGCGAAGGAGACUCCUGGGUUUGUAAGAGUGUGCUGGAGGAUGGACACCAGCGCACCGUGAGGAAAGUGGCCUGGUCUCCAUGUGGAAAUUAUUUGGCCUCUGCCAGCUUUGAUGCAACUACAUGCAUCUGGAAGAAGAAUAACGAGGGUUUUGAGAGUUUGACAGUGUUGGAGGGACAUGAAAAUGAGGUCAAAUGUGUGGCGUGGGCUCCAUCAGGGAACCUCCUGGCCACAUGCAGUCGAGACAAAAGCGUUUGGAUCUGGGAAGUGGAUGAAGAAGAUGAGUAUGAGUGUGUCACAGUUCUAAACUCUCACACACAAGAUGUUAAGCAUGUAGCGUGGCACCCGACCCGAGAGCUCCUGGCUUCGGCCAGCUACGACAACAACAUUUGUAUUUACAAGGAAGAAGACGAUGACUGGGAAUGUCGCGCUACUUUGGAAGGACACACCUCCACCGUCUGGAGUUUGUGCUUUGAUGCAACUGGACAGAGGAUGGCGUCCUGCAGCGAUGAUCGCACUGUGAAGAUUUGGAAAGAAUAUCCCUCUGAGAGUGGUGACACGUCCUGGAAGUGUGUUUGCACUCUGUCUGGGUAUCAUGGACGAACAGUGUAUGAUGUGUCCUGGUGUCCGCUGACUGGCGCCCUGGCAACUGCCUGCGGUGACGACGCAGUUCGAGUUUUCAGAGAGGACGUGACCUCUAAUCCAGAAGAACCUGUGUUCUCGCUGGUUGCUCAGGUAACCAAAGCUCACAACCAGGACGUUAACUGUGCUUCCUGGAACCCGAAAGAAGCUGGAAUUCUUGCCUCCUGCAGCGACAACGGAGAACUUGCCAUUUGGAGGUUCAAAGAAGACUGAUUCAGUGACAAAUGCACCGAAGUGCUUUUGGUUUUAGAUCUCAUACUGGGAACUUUAUCUUUAAGGCACCACAUCUGUUAUUUCAUGGCUUGAUUAAUCUCGUUUUAAUUUUUGUGAUCGGAAAACCGCUGCAGCUCAUCUUGUACAAUUUUUAAAAAUGGCUUAAUCAAACAUGUUUAUGAAUAAAUACAAAAACACAA